AAAUCGAAUGCGUUUUAAAAUGGAAAAUUAUCAAGGUAUUCCCAACGACAACACAUCAAAACCUUUAGACCAUGAUAAUUUUGAUGUGGAAUCUAUCUAUAAUUUUGAUGAACUAGAUAUUGACAUUAGUGAAAGUUUAAACGAUUAUGUUGAAGAAUUACCGAUGACAAAAUGGGAUUCUCUAGACGUUGCUUUAAAAAGUUUAAAUAACUCUAAAGAGCUAACUGCUGAUAUUUUGCAAGAGAUCACUUAUCAUCAACUGUUUGAUCAUUGUAGGUUUAUUAUUUAUGUUGCUCAAUGUUUUGGAAUUUCUCAAGAUCCUGCAACAAAAAAUUAUUUGAUGGUGAUGCAUUACUUUGAAGGAGGUAGCCUGAGACAAUAUUUAGAUAACAAUUAUAAUGAAUUAUCCUUUAAUGACAAACUUGGCUUGUUAUAUUCAAUGACAAAUGGGUUAUUUCACAUCCAUCUUAAAGGACUAAUCCAUAAAGAUUUUCAUCCGGGUAAUAUAUUAAAUAAAUAUAAUGAAGAAAUGCAAAAC
Molecule: messenger RNA, 538 nt
Organism: Scutellospora calospora
Lineage: Eukaryota; Fungi; Glomeromycota; Glomeromycetes; Diversisporales; Gigasporaceae
Source: the annotation of a GenBank genome assembly